Nematolebias whitei (Rio pearlfish) is the source of this 3372-nucleotide messenger RNA. It is a transcript of the gene sulf2a, whose product is annotated as sulfatase 2a. The transcript has 20 exons. The coding region runs from base 1 to 2691 and encodes 896 amino acids. Gene Ontology annotation, cellular component: endoplasmic reticulum; cell surface; Golgi apparatus. The record is from RefSeq and is a predicted model, not a curated record. Gene Ontology annotation, molecular function: glycosaminoglycan binding; N-acetylglucosamine-6-sulfatase activity; calcium ion binding. Lineage: Eukaryota; Metazoa; Chordata; Actinopteri; Cyprinodontiformes; Rivulidae.
AUGGCGGGGCGAGGGUACCCUGCCAUUCUUCCUCUUCUUUUCCUCUUUCUUGUCCUGGUGGGAAGCCUCCCUGAAGUGAAAGGUUUUGGCUACUUGUCUGGAUAUCGCCUCAGGUCCCGUUUGCAGAGGGACCGUCACUUCAGAAACGUCCGACCCAAUAUCAUUCUGAUUCUCACCGAUGAUCAGGACAUGGAGCUGGGUUCAAUGCAGGCCAUGAACAAAACUCGUCAAAUCAUGGAGAAAGGCGGCACACAUUUUUCGAACGCUUUCUCCACGACACCCAUGUGCUGCCCGUCCCGGUCCUCCAUCCUGACAGGGAAGUAUGUGCACAACCACCACACUUACACCAACAACGAGAACUGCUCCUCACCUUCAUGGCAGGCGCACCACGAGCCCCACACAUUUGCUGUGCACCUUAAUAACUCUGGUUACAGGACAGCCUUCUUUGGGAAGUAUUUGAACGAGUACAAUGGCUCCUAUGUGCCCCCUGGCUGGAAGGAAUGGGUGGCACUGGUGAAAAACUCACGCUUCUACAACUACACCCUCUGCAGAAACGGAGUACGAGAAAAGCACAGCAGUGACUACUCGAAGGACUACCUGACAGACAUCAUCACCAACGACAGCAUCAACUACUUCCGUAUGUCCAAGAGGAUGUACCCUCACCGGCCCAUCAUGAUGGUCCUGAGCCAUGUGGCUCCGCACGGUCCAGAGGACUCGGCUCCACAGUACAGCUCUGCCUUCCCAAACGCCUCGCAGCACAUAACCCCAAGCUACAACUAUGCUCCAAACCCAGACAAGCACUGGAUCCUGCGCUACACUGGACCAAUGAAGCCUGUCCACAUGCAGUUCACCAACAUGCUGCAGCGCCGGAGGAUGCAGACUCUGCUGUCUGUGGACGACAGCAUGGAGAAGCUGCACAACAUGUUGGUGGACACAGGUGAGCUGGACAACACCUACCUCAUUUUCACCUCUGACCAUGGCUACCAUAUUGGCCAGUUUGGUUUGGUGAAGGGCAAAUCGAUGCCUUAUGAGUUUGAUAUCCGCGUACCUUUCUACGUACGAGGACCUAAUGUGGAGCAAGGCACCAUUAACCCUCACAUCGUGUUAAACAUCGACCUGGCACCAACUCUUCUGGACAUGGCUGGUGUCGACAUUCCUGCAGAAAUGGACGGCAAGUCCAUCCUCAAGCUGCUGGCCACAGAGCGACCCGUGAACAGGUUUCAGCUGAACAAGAAAAAUAAAACAUGGAGAGAUUCUUUCCUGGUUGAGAGAGGGAAACCUCCACACAAGAGGAACGAUGGGAAGGAAAUGGCCCAGGAGGAGAACUUCCUGCCAAAAUACCAGAGGGUGAAGGACUUGUGCCAGAAAGCAGAGUACCAGACCUCCUGCCAGCAGCCAGGACAGAAGUGGCAGUGUGUGGAGGACCCAACGGGCAAGCUGAGGCUGUAUAAGUGUAAGGGCAUGGCUGGUCUUUUUGCCCCUCGUAUGCAGGCCCUCAUGGCCAGCAGUGCCUCCACUCUGUCUCUCUCACCCAACGCUGACGGCUGCAACUGUGAAGAUAUGAGCGUCACAACACCUGACCUGAAGAAGAAGCGGGUGCUGAACAAGAAGAAUUCGUUUGUCUCGUCCUACGCAGAGCUUCAAUCCAGUAAGCCUGUGUCCAGGAGGCGCUGGGCCCGUUCUGUAUCAUUCGAGCUGGAUGGAGACCUAUACGCUGUCGACCUGGAGCAGGGCUACCGAGCCCUGGGAUCCAAGAACAGCAGCUGGACCAGUGACAGGAGGCGAGGAGGAGCAGGAAACGAGGACGAUGGAGAAGAAUUCAGUGGGAUGGAAGUCACAGCCAAACCCACCACACUAGACAAGCUCACACUACCUGCUGCUUUGAAAGUCACUUACAGGUGCUCCAUCCUAAUGAAUGACACAGUGAAGUGUGACGGGGGUCUCUAUAAGUCCCUUCAAGCAUGGAAGGACCACAAGCUGCACAUUGAACAUGAGAUCGAAACUUUGCAGACCAAAAUCAAAAACCUCCGUGAGGUCAAAGGUCACCUGAAAAAUGUGCGGCCAGAGGAAUGUCAGUGUAACACUCCCAGCAGCUAUCUCCUAAAAAACAAAGAAGCAAACCGGCUUCAAGCAGAACAAAUGCUCUCACUCAGAAUGGCUUCCAAGCAGAAGACUCAGUGGCUGCAGAAAGAACAAAAACGCAGGAAAAAACUGCGUAAGUUCCUCAAAAGGCUCCAGAACAAUGACACCUGCAGCAUGCCCGGCCUCACCUGCUUCACCCACGACAACCAUCACUGGCAGACCGCCCCCUUCUGGACAAUGGGUCCAUUCUGUGCAUGCACCAGUGCCAAUAACAACACAUACUGGUGCCUCAGGACCAUCAACGACACUCACAAUUUCCUGUUCUGUGAAUUUGCCACUGGCUUCCUGGAAUACUUUGACCUCAACACUGACCCCUACCAGCUGAUAAACGCCGUGAGCUCUCUUGAUCGCAACACUCUGAAUUCACUGCAUCAACAGCUCGUGGGCUUACGGGGCUGCAAGGGCCAUAAACAAUGCAACCCUGAGAAGGGGGGAAAAGAGAGAAACCACUCCAGUGACUACAGGCCAGCUCAUCGUCGAAAGAGGCCAAAAGUGAAGAAGCCCUCCUCCAAAUCGCUGGGGCAGAUUUGGAAAGGGUGGGUUGGUUAACCAACCACAUCCCACCACCCACCAAACUGGCAUCUUCCAGCAGAAGAAUGAUGAACCAUUCAUUCCAGCAACAGGACCUUGACUUCACUUCACCGGACCGGAACCUGAGAUGUAUUCAACCUGCGUUUAAGUUUUGGAAGAGCAGCUCUUUGUAGCUUUUGCCCAAGUGGAGGAGACACUGAGUUUAAAAGAUGAAAUACAUCUCAUGACACUUUGAGUUUGUUCCUGCAGAAGGAUGCCGUACAUGAGUGGGAAGUUUGGUAUCCACAAACCAUCCAGUCUGACACUAAUGUUUGUAGAUAGUUGACAGGAUGUUGCUUUAAUCAGCUUUAUUUCAUGGAAAACAGGACUGUGUGAAGAUCUACAGGUCCACUUCGCUGCUCACAACCAUGUCGUGGCCCUCAUAUCUCCGUGGCACAUGCGGACGAUGAACUAAAACCCAUGAACUCACAGCAACAUCUCCUCCAACAUGUUUGCACAUGGAACCGAUGUGGACUUUGUAAUAAAUUACUGUACAAGACUUUUCGUCGUAAUCUUUUGUAUUAUAGUUGAUCUUAACACCAAUGAAUGUCUCUUAUGAAAAGUCCUCUGCCUCACAGCUGUGAGAUGUGACCAGAGCGUGUCCACACCAACCACCGACCCGACAGUAGUCCCCCAUCAACACGAAGCAUCAUUAGUGGA